Messenger RNA from Panicum hallii, 1382 nucleotides. RefSeq lists its product as uncharacterized. The record is from RefSeq and is a predicted model, not a curated record. NCBI's taxonomy places the organism in Eukaryota, Viridiplantae, Streptophyta, Magnoliopsida, Poales, Poaceae. Gene Ontology annotation, biological process: biosynthetic process. Bases 105 to 1037 code for a protein of 310 amino acids. Gene Ontology annotation, cellular component: cytoplasm. Gene Ontology annotation, molecular function: isomerase activity. The transcript is spliced from 6 exons.
GUUUGCUGGAGUUGCUAUAAUAUUUAGCCGCCUCCUGCCUGUCACUUCGUCAGCUCCCGCGCAGCGUCAGCGCCUCCGCAUCCGCGCUCCAGGUGCUCGACGAGAUGCCGAAAAGAGCCUUCAAAUACGCUGUGGUCGAUGCGUUCACGGACGAGCCGUUCAAGGGCAACUCCGCGGCCGUCUGCCUCCUGGAGGAUGGCGCCGGCGACGGAGGAGAGCCUGUGGACGAGCGGUGGAUGCAGGCGGUGGCGGCAGAGUUCAACACCCCAAUCACCGCGUUCUUGGUCCGUUCCGGUCCCACAGGGGCCGGCGGCGGCGGCGGCGCUGCAGGGUGUGGCGCUGCCCAGUUCCGUAUCCGCUGGUUCACUCCGAUUCGUGAGAGUGAACUCUGUGGGCAUGGAACAUUAGCUGCUGCACAUUACUUGAUAGCAUCUGGCCUUGUGGAGUGUGAUGCUAUAGAGUUCGUAGCAAAAUCUGGACGUCUAACAGCUAAGAAAGUCACUGUAUCGAACGAUGCAAGUCCUUCUGCAGAACAUUGCUCAAAGUUCAUGAUAGAAUUGGAUUUUCCUGUUAUCCCGGUGGCAAAGUGCAAUUCUGCAGAGAUAUUACCAAUUCCUGAUACUUUUAAUGGAGCUUCGGUUAUGAAUAAGCUGCAAACUGUCUCUGCUUUCUCUGAUCUCAUUGUGGAAGUUAGUUCGUGUGAUGAAGUUGGUAAUGUUUGUCCUAACAUUGCUGAGUUAGUCCAGUGUCCUGGAAGAGGCGUCGCCGUUACAGGCCCAGCUCGUGAAGGAUCGAGUUAUGAUUUUGUCACACGUUUCUUCAGCCCAAAAUAUGGAAUAAAUGAGGAUCCAGUAUGUGCUAGUGUACACUGUUCCUUGGUUCCUUACUGGGGCAAGAAGCUAGGGAAAGAAAACAUGAUAGCCUUCAUGGCCUCCCCAAGGACUGGAACACUGUAUCUGCAAUGGGAUGAGGAAGCCCAGAGAGUCCGAAUCCGAGGAAAAGCUGUUACUGUCAUGGUUGGCACCCUUCUUGCCUAGAGUCAGUUGCUGCUUGAUCAUUAAAAAAAACUGUAAUUGGGCCCAGGAACGUAAGUACUCUGUUUAGUGGGGGAACAUUUAAUUUGGUUCCCCUGUCCAACUAUGAAACCUGAAUAUUUCAAGGUAAAUGGCCUAUGCAUGCAUGGAUGAAGACCAAAUAGAAGAUGAAAACCCUGAAGGUUUUUCUUUGAAAAAGAUGUUAGGAGUUUACCCUAAUCUGUUGGGAUGGAGAACAAUCAACUACAACUGAGUUCGUCAAUAACAUAGAAGUUUACAUGGUUCAUAAUAGUACAUGUAACUUGGAUUUUCCAUUUGAGUUACUUGUCUUGCCAAAUUGUUUGUUUC